AUGUUUGACGCGGUUUGCGGGUUCCUGAAGUUGACGGUCGGCUACAGUGGCGGCAACACGCAGAUGAAGCUCACGCACGAGAGCGUGCGGACGGGCACUCCGACGCCCACGCAAUCCGCACAGAGUUCGACCCUGAGCCGAUCGCCUACGACGCCGUCCUCACCCACUUUGGCACACGUGAGCGCACGCCAGCGCCAGUGGGCGUGGCGCUUGCGGAGGAGACACAAUACCAUACUCCGCACUACGAUACGCAGUGCCACUACGCGCAGUACUACUAGACGCAUUUCUACUCAGCAGCCUGGCACCACUGUUAUGCAGGACUGGUCGGCAGUGUGGCACCACGACCAGGAACAAGAGAGAUGCUUUGCAAGCGCGCCCCAGCCAAGGCGCCCUGGACGUCCGCGCCGCGCGCAUGGAGGAGUGACCCGACGCGGCGAGGCACCACCGGAAGAUCUACCGCUCCCCACGGUGGAGGGUCGGAGCUGUCUCAGCGGGUUCGAGGCGGCCCAGCGCUGGCUGCGGCCAGCAGGAGCGGUGGGCAGGGUCGACCAUCGAGGACAAAAGAACGCCUGA
This is a messenger RNA of Prorocentrum cordatum, 573 nucleotides long. Lineage: Eukaryota; Dinophyceae; Prorocentrales; Prorocentraceae. The record is from the annotation of a GenBank genome assembly.